Entrophospora candida is the source of this 334-nucleotide messenger RNA. The record is from the annotation of a GenBank genome assembly. Lineage: Eukaryota; Fungi; Glomeromycota; Glomeromycetes; Entrophosporales; Entrophosporaceae.
ACUUGCACAACAUAAAUUUGCAGAAAUGCACAAUCAUAAUAGAGAAGUUUGUGGUUUGAAAUGGAGAAGCGAUGGUGAACAAUUGGCUAGUGGAGGUGAUGACUGUAAAGUUAAUAUUUGGGAUGCAAAAUCAAGCAUUCCAAAGUUUACUAAAACUGACCAUAAAGCUGCUGCAAUUGCAUGGAGCCCUUGGCAAAGAAAUUUGCUUGCAACAGGUGGAGGAAUAGCAGAUCAACAAAUUUAUUUCUGGAAUACAGAUACAUCAUUGCAACUGAAAUCAAUUAAUACUCAAUCACAGGUUACAUCAAUUGUUUGGUCAAAUCACUACAAUGAA